AGUAUCAAGGGAUGUUUGGGAGAGAACGUUCGUCGCGAUUUCGUGGUCCAGAUUCGUAGAUCGCGGCAAAAUACGAUGAGUUCGCAAUUCGUUGAGAGUUUUUCCCAAUGCACCAGGAAAAAAAUGUAAAUAGGGCUUGAAAUGGGGCUGUGGCUCACUCUGUCAUGGCUGAUGUUGGGUGGACUAACCCCUCCAACCCCGAUUUGGGGCAACCCUGACGCGAAGAGACUUUACGACGACCUACUCUCGAAUUACAACCGACUCAUCAGGCCCGUGGGCAACAACUCCGAUCGACUCACCGUGAAAAUGGGCCUUAGACUUUCACAACUCAUCGAUGUGAACUUGAAGAACCAAAUAAUGACAACGAACGUUUGGGUUGAACAGGAAUGGAACGACUACAAGUUGAAAUGGAAUCCUGAUGAUUAUGGUGGUGUCGAAAUACUUCAUGUUCCUUCUGAACACAUUUGGCUUCCAGACAUUGUCCUUUACAAUAAUGCGGAUGGAAACUAUGAAGUAACGAUAAUGACCAAAGCAAUUCUUCACCAUACGGGUACAGUUGUGUGGAAGCCACCUGCCAUCUAUAAAUCAUUCUGCGAAAUUGAUGUCGAGUACUUCCCCUUCGACGAACAAACCUGUUUCAUGAAAUUCGGCUCGUGGACUUAUGACGGAUACUUGGUUGACUUGAGGCAUCUCAAGCAAGCCCAGGACUCUAAUAACAUUGACGUCGGAAUCGACCUACAGGAUUAUUACAUAUCAGUAGAAUGGGACAUAAUGAAGGUACCAGCCGUGCGAAAUGAGAAGUACUAUAGUUGUUGCGAAGAAUCCUAUCCCGACAUCAUUUUCUAUAUUACCCUGAGAAGAAAAACACUGUUUUACACUGUAAAUUUAAUCAUACCGUGUGUAGGAAUAUCAUUUCUUUCCAUUUUAGUAUUUUAUUUACCGUCAGAUUCAGGAGAAAAAGUAUCUUUAUCAAUUUCCAUUUUGUUGUCCCUCACUGUAUUCUUUUUGCUACUGGUGGAGAUAAUUCCACCAACUUCCAUAACAGUGCCUCUGCUAGGUAAAUAUUUGCUUUUCACCAUGUUGUUAUGCACACUGUCAGUAGUGGUCACCAUAGCAGUCCUAAAUGUAAAUUUUCGAUCACCCGUCACACACAAGCUAGCACCUUGGGUUAAGGUUUUUUUUAUUGAAUUUUUACCGAAAUUCCUCUUCAUCGAACGUCCUCGGAAAGAAGACGAUGACAGAAGUCAAGACAGCAUGUUGACUGAUGUCAUUCAAGUUCCGAUGAUAGAUAAUUGCAAACCAUACGAAAAAGCCUCGUUCGAUAGCUUCGAUUUAGGUCUUCCACCCCCUAGGUUUGAAGUACCUCACAGCGGGGGCUUGGGUUCUUGUUUUGGAGAACCCCCGUUUCCAUUACCUCUUACGGGAGGUGAUGAAGAUCUGUACAGUCCUGCAAGUUGUAGGACAAAUACCUUCGAUGGUACUAGCGAUAUAAGUCCAUCGUUCGACAAGAUGGAUAUCCAUGAUAUGGAAAAAACAAUUGCCGAUUCCAGAUUUAUUGCUCAACAUGUUAGGAAUAAGGAUUCAUUUGAAAAUGUUGCCGAAGAUUGGAAAUAUGUAGCAAUGGUGCUCGACAGACUAUUUUUGUGGAUUUUCACAUUGGCUUGCAUCGUUGGCACUGGCAUAAUAAUCUUCAACGCUCCAUCUUUGUACGACACUACGAAACCUAUCGACGUACUCAUUUCGAAAGUGGCGAAAAAGAAAAUGGCGUUACUCAAAAUGGUUCCCGAGGAACUUUAAAUCACUCACAGAUUUUAUUCAGCUGUCUAUUUUUUACUAUAAAAAAACCAUUAAAAUAAAUAAAAAUCACGAAAUAGAAAUUAUAUACGUACGAGUAUAGAGGUUUUUUUUAUGUUUGUAAUAAAUGAAUUUUUGUUUUGUUCAAAUUUCUUUUAUUGAUAUCAAAUUCCAAAAUUUGUCAGCACAACAAACAUAGAAAAUAUUUCAUUAAAAAAUUCAUCUAUUACCCAUACACGUGGCACAUUAGACACGUGACACGUAGAAAGUUAUAGUCUGUUUUAAUGAAUGAGAGAGUAAUAAAGAGAUAAAGCAUUCGUAAUCCAUAUCGUAUCACGUCUCUUAGUAUACAGUUAAACACAUGGUUCACGUAAGCCCACAAUUAACUGUCUUUUUCCAGUUCACACUUUAUUUACAGCUGUUUAACGUCACUAAAAAAUAUCAUUUCUCCCCGAUUUUCUACAAUUUCAUCAAUUUUCUUUUCUAAAACAAAUAAUACAGUUCUUUUCUUGUAGAAUCGUGUUUUAACUUCUUACAUACGUGAAUUGGUACGUAGUAUUUGCCAGCUAGAUUAUCAACGUUUUCGUAGUGGGAUUGUGGCAAGAUUAAAGACCAAAGUGUACUCUAAUAUAUUCCGAGCUUUGGAAUACUUAUGUAUUCAUCGUCUGGUUAGUUAAGAAUUGCGGUAUGAUAAAUUUUUUAAUAUCUCCUAAAAAACAAAUUGACACUUGAUGAAAAUAUUAAGCGUAUUGAUUUUUUGUAUCAAGCGUCAGAUGUUUCUUAGAAGAUAUAAGUUCGAAAUAUAUUAGAGUUAGUACACGUUGGUGUUUAAUUUUGCCACAAUCCCACUAAUAAAACUCUCACAUUCUUAUAUACUAUAUUCUUUGAAUGAUUCAAUCUUUUUAUCGAACCUUUUCAAUGUUUAUUAAACGAUGAAAGCUUGUUAAAAGUAGUGUCAAUACUUAUAGAAAAAAAAGAAGAAUGAUGUAUCACAAUUUCAAAAAUUUACCAACCAGGAUUUAUACUGCACAUUAAUUUUAAUUUUGAAUGAAUUAUUAGAUUAAAUUUGGAAUCUGAUAUAUCAAAUUCAUUUUGUCAUUUGAAUUAUUUGUUAAUUAAACUGGAGCACUUUGUUGAGAACGUUGUAAUGUUGUAAUGUCUAUUGUCUAUAAAAUAUUAAGAAAUAGGAGUUUGGGAAUCAAAAAAUAUUAUAAAAUAUGACAUUUUACUGAUGAAAAACCACACUAGAAUGAAUCAAAAUCAUUAGUUUUCAAAUAUUUAAUCAUAAAAUCAUAUUGUGGCAAUGUUUGUAAUACGUACAGGGUUAUUCGCUAGAAGUUACUGAUUACUAUUGAUACAAAAGAAGAAUAAAAUGUUUGUGGUUGGGGUUGGGUCAUAUAUCAUCUAUUAAAAUUAACAAAUUCAUUCAUUUUGAUUUCUCUAGUCAAUCACAAGGAUAACAGUGGUUAAUGAUUACAAAAAUUGCUUGAUCUAAGAUAUGUUUGUUAUAAAAUAAUUGUUUAAAAUAUUCCAAUUGUUAUACUUUCUGUUAAGUAAUGAAAAUUUAAAAAAUAAAUAAAAUACCAGCAAAUAAAUGUUUACUAUUUAUUGACAGCUGUAUAGAAAUCGUAUUUAAUGUCAAAUUCUCAGUACUUGAAUAAUAAUUUCGUAUCUUUUAUUUGCAUUGUUUGCAGUUUAAAGAUAACUUUAAUUUCAAAUCCCACAGUACAUUUAAUUAAUUUUAUAAACUAUAUCUCUUAUAUUAUUUCGAAAUCAUUGUGACAAAAAUGAAUAUGUACUCUGACUAGUCUCACAAAGAACGCACCAGAAAUUUAUAUCCACGUGCAAAAAAAUCUGACAAUCACUCAGCCAGCUGUAAUAAGGUCAUCAACUUUCUACCCUAAUGAAGCAGAACAUCCCCGAGACUUCCACUGAAGCACUACAUUACUUUUAGUCAUACUCUGCACAACUAUGAAUUUGUUCAAUCAAUUAUUUGUCUGCUAAUACUUCUUCAAAUGGACAGAUUGAUUUUAGGAGACGCACAGUAUGAUUUGAUGACUUCCCUUAUGAAAUCUUUGUACAGUACAUUUCACAAGUAGAUAUGGACGAUGCGGAACAGGACCUCUUAUUACAGGACAAUUUACAAAGUGGUAUUUAGUCUUGUUUUGUUAUCUUCAUAUAGAAAUUUGUUUUUUCUUGAUUUAUUUCUACGCCAACUUUUCCUACUUCUGUUUACAGUUUGUUGUCCAUAUGUGUCCAGUCUUGUUUGACUCAUUUCUUCGUUUUUUAUUUCUUCUGUUAGUGUUUCCCAGAUAUAGUGUCAAUACAUUACUAAUAACAAAUUGCUAUUGAAAUUUUAAUUUCUGUGUACUAUUAUUCAUUAUGCACUAUAUUAUGUAUAAUUAAAUUACUCAUGAGGAUUUUAUUCAUUUUGGUAUUGUUGAUAUAAAUAUCAUAGUUGGGAUUUUAACUAAUAUCCCAGGAUAAUAGGCAGUUGGCUGAUGGCGCGCCACGCAUACAUAUUCUCCUGGAGUAUUAGCUAAAUACAAUAGAUUAUUCGUCGAAAAAUGACCAAGCGUUUGUCUAUUCUCCUGGGACUUUAGCUAAAAUUCGGAUAAUUGAAUAUCUAUUGAAAAAGGCUUAUCUGCUGUUCUAUACUUCUAGCGAAAGGGCCAAUACCGAAGCCAAAUUCAAUUCUCUCUCAUUGUCUCCAGAUUCAUCAGUCGUGCUGUCGCUUCUGUCGAACAUACAGUGUCUUGUCCAAUUUUGUAAAUUAUUAAUCAGUUUAACUGAAAAGUCAUUUGUAAAAACUCUUUAGAAUGGAGAAGAUCAUUGAUGAUCGUGAAAAUUUUGAAAAGAAGCUGAAAGAAUUUUAGCUAAAGUCCCAGGAGAAUAGAUAAACGCUUGGUCAUUCUUCGACGAAUAAUCUAUUGUCCGGUAUUUAGCUAAUACUCCAGGAGAAUAGGUAUGGGAUAUUAGCUAAAAUCCCAACUUGUCUAUUGACCUACGACAUAAAUAUACCUGCAGAUUGCGCGCCAAAAAGUCAGUUUCGAUGCUGCAAUAACGUUUUGAUGAUUCAGAGCAGUGUUCGGCCAUGUUUACAUGUAAUAAAUCAUAUUUUUUGCGUCGAUAUGUGACAAUUGAUGAAACAUAGAUCCAUCACUUCACUUCAGAAUCAAAACGAUCAUCAUCUGAUUGGACUGCAGCCGGUGAACCACAUCCGAAGCUUCCCAGUCAGUUGGGAAGGUUAUGGAUUCAGUAUUUUAUUGUUCAUUGACUAUCUCCAGAAUGGAGAGACAAUCAAUACCCUAGGUGUGUUCUGUGGUCUCUGUGUGUCUCCAUCUUUUCGUAACUCAAUCGAUAUUUUCAAGGCUUAAAUCGUCGUUCGUUGUUGCUGAAUAUUGAGCACUCAAUCGGCAGCUAUGCUAACUGAAACUUUCUAUGAGAUAUUUGAAUAAAAGUUGCGAUUAGUAUAAUCCGGAAGUGUCCCGCUUAAUUUGAGGCGAUUGGUAAUCUUAAGCUGGAAUAAAUAUGACAUUAAAAUCUACUAAUUUAUCUAAAAAAUCAUUCAAUUGAAAUUAUUUGUUUUGUUUAUUAAACUGAUUCAUAGAGUAAAAAAAGAUUCUUGUUCAAAAAUAAUUUUGUGGCUACUGUCUCAAUUUAAAAUACGUAUUUUAAUUAAUAAAUAAUUAGAGCUUGUGCCUUAUAUAAUAUUCAGAAGUUUUUUGUACACGACAUGUUAUUAACACACUAUUUUCUCACAUCUUAGUAGUUCAAAUUUGAGAAGCACUUUUAAAUAUCAAUAAUGACAUCAAAACUCCAGAUUCUGUUUAUUCGAAAUGAUUUUAAUCAAAUUGGAGACCAGUCACAAUGCAUAUUAAUCUUAUUUUAAAUAAUCUUCAUUGUUAUUAUUUUUAGGUGUUCAUAAACUAUUAUUGUAGGUAUUCAAAAUUUGACAAAAGCAGAAAAGUCGCCGUUGCAAGACUAAAAUUGCGAUACCGAUGAUAAUCACUAACAUAGUAAUUGUUAUGUUAUGUAAUUGAUAAAUCAAUAAUAUUAUAAUGUUAAUAAUUGUUUCAUUUGUAAGAAAUAACAUGUAGACGAGUCGAUUAAUAAAAUUUUCUUAUUAAGUAAA
Molecule: messenger RNA, 5929 nt
Organism: Diorhabda carinulata
Lineage: Eukaryota; Metazoa; Arthropoda; Insecta; Coleoptera; Chrysomelidae
Gene: nAChRalpha1
Product: acetylcholine receptor subunit alpha-like 1
Exons: 10
Coding region: 142-1797 (551 amino acids)
Biological process (GO): regulation of membrane potential; signal transduction; chemical synaptic transmission
Cellular component (GO): postsynaptic membrane; synapse; neuron projection
Molecular function (GO): acetylcholine-gated monoatomic cation-selective channel activity; transmembrane signaling receptor activity
Source: RefSeq, a predicted model, not a curated record